Molecule: messenger RNA, 1332 nt
Organism: Penicillium daleae
Lineage: Eukaryota; Fungi; Ascomycota; Eurotiomycetes; Eurotiales; Aspergillaceae
Product: MFS monocarboxylate transporter
Exons: 3
Coding region: 1-1332 (443 amino acids)
Biological process (GO): transmembrane transport
Cellular component (GO): fungal-type vacuole membrane
Molecular function (GO): transmembrane transporter activity
Source: RefSeq, a predicted model, not a curated record
AUGGAUUGCAGCACUUCUUUCUCUGGUGACUCGGGGACAUGUGAAGAGACAAAGUUGUCCCCAUGUGAGGAUAAAAUCAAGUCAGAUGCAUACGACGAUGGGAAGUUGCCACCGAUAGAUGGUGGAAUCCAUGCGUGGUUGUUCUUAGCUGCUUCUGCUAUGAUAGAAGCUCUCGUAUGGGGAUUCGCUUUUUCAUUCGGUGUUUUCCAGAGCUAUUAUCACGACAGUGAAGUCGUCCAGGAUUCCAACAUGGUGGCAGUCAUCGGGACGUGUGCGACGGGCGUCGCGUACCUCAGCUGUCCUCUAGUGAUCACGACUAUGAUCCUUCUCCCUCGAAUGGCAAGAUGGUUUUCCACUCUGGGUCUUACGAUUAUGUGUCUGUCACUAGCCAUGGGGUCAUUUUCGACAAACUUCACACACCUUGUGCUGUCACAAGGCGUUGGAUUUGGAAUAGGUGGCUGUAUCGCAUACAGCCCCUCCAUCUUAUACAUGUCUGAAUGGUUCGACAAGCGAAGAGGGCUCGCUUUCGGCAUCGUCUGGGCUGGAUCCGGCUUGUCUGGAGUGCUAAUUCCUCUCGCUCUGGAGAAGUUCUUGGCACAAUACGGAUUUCGGACAACUUUGAGAAUAUUUUCGGUAUUGAUAUUCGUGCUCGCAGCUCCAUUUCUCUAUUUUCACAAAUCGCGCCUGCCAAUCUCGAGGGAAGUCAAAUACGAUCGGCUUAACGCCCGCUUCCUGUGCAGCCGAGUCUCGAUGAUCUACCAGCUUGGUAAUAUUGCGGAAGCGCUCGGAUUUUUCCUACCAGCAAUUUAUCUUCCAACACUUGCACGCGAGCUCGGUGCUUCAGACUUCCUGGCUUCGCUCACAGUGACUGCUCUGAAUCUGGCAUCUGUAUUCGGCAGUGUUUCCAUGGGGUUCUUGUCCGACCGGUGCCACACACUUACAUGUGUUUCGAUCUCCACGGUGGGCACCGUAUUGUCCAUCUUUCUGAUUUGGGGGUUUUCUACAACUAUACCUGGCUUGAUGGUGUUCGGUGUUGCCUACGGAAUUUUUGCGGGCAGUUAUUCUGCGAUGUGGUCAGGUAUGAUACGCGAAAUUCAGACAAACAACCCGGCAGCGGAUGCAACGAUCAUAUUCUCGACUAUUGCAUUUGGACGUGGCGUCGGUAAUGUUGUCAGCGGACCGUUCAGCGAAGCAUUGAUCCAAGCGGAUAGCUGGCAGGGGCAUGCAGCAGGUGCCUAUGGUAGUGGUUUUGGCCUUCUCAUUGUCUGUACAGGCCUUACUGCUAUUAUGGGUGGAUUAUCCUUGAUGGCACGCUGUUUAAGAUGUAUAUAA